CGCGCCCGGGUUCCAUGUUUGUAUCCGCCUCGCGGGGAGGAAACUCCAUGUUGUAACAAAGUUUCCUCCGUGCCCCCUCCCUCCCCCCCCGUUUUUUCUCCCUCCCCCCGGAGCCUCCCCCCUCCUCCUUAUUUCCUGGGGAUCCCUUCCUCCCUCCAUUUCCCCUCCCCCCCCGCGCCCCCAUUCCGGCCCGAGCUGGGGGGGGGGCCGGGCGCCGGGGGCAGAGUCCGGCCCGAGCCCGCCUGGCCCCAUGGACAGCUCGGCCGUCAUCACUCAGAUUAGCAAGGAAGAGGCGCUGAGCCCGCUGCGGGGGAAAGGUGAUCAGCCGCCGCCGCCACCUUCAAAGAAACCCCGGGGCCGAAGAAUCUUCCAUUCCCUGUUUUGCUGCCUGUGUCAUGAUGACGCGGAACCUGUGGCCAUUAACAAUAAUGCCCCGCUACUGGUGGAAGAAAAUGGGACCGUUCCCAAGGCACCCGUUAAAUACCUGCUUCCUGAGGCCAAAGCCCAGGACUUGGGCAAAAUCUGUGUGGUCAUCGACCUGGAUGAGACGUUGGUGCAUAGUUCAUUUAAGCCCGUGAGCAAUGCAGACUUCAUCAUCCCUGUGGAGAUUGAUGGAAUGGUUCACCAGGUCUAUGUGCUGAAACGGCCCCAUGUGGACGAGUUCCUGCAGCGGAUGGGGGAGUUGUUUGAGUGUGUGCUUUUCACAGCCAGCCUGGCCAAGUAUGCAGACCCUGUUGCUGACUUGUUGGACAAGUGGGGGUCAUUUCGAGCUCGGCUCUUCCGAGAGUCCUGUGUCUUCCACCGAGGGAACUAUGUCAAGGAUCUGAGCCGCCUGGGUCGGGACCUUCGGAGAGUACUCAUCCUGGACAAUUCUCCUGCCUCCUAUGUCUUCCAUCCAGACAAUGCUGUACCCGUGGCCUCGUGGUUUGACAAUAUGGGCGACACAGAACUUCAGGACCUCCUUCCUUUCUUUGAACGGCUCAGCCGUGUCGAUGACAUCUACUCGGUGCUCAAACAGCAGAGGACUGAGAGCUAGUGAGGUGGGGGGCUGGUGCCCCGCCUGGUCUCCCAGCUUGGGUCGAAGAGCCAGGUCUGGCCAGGCAUGCAUCCACCCCACCCCUGACCCUCCACUUCAGCACUCUGGAAGCCAGCUCUCUUCUUCACACUUGAACUUCCAGUCACCAUCUUCCUUUUUUCUUUUAAAGAAACAAAUCCGAUUUUAAAAUUCAGUGCCAUGGGGAAGGACUCUGUCCCCUUUCCACCAGCAGCCAGCCCAGCUCACCUCCGCAGACCCAGAAUGGAAGGAGUGGAUGAGGGGGAAUUGGAGAGAUAAAGGGGCAGCAAGAAAGACUGGAGGUGGCCUCGGGCUUCAGGCUUUCCCGCUCUGGCUGACUCCCUCUGCAUCUGGCUGGGUCCUUUAGCGCCAAGCAUCAGUGCCUUAGAUGCCCUUCUGCCUCAGAAAUGGAACUUUGGAGGGGGCUUAAGGUUCAAGGAGAGGACUCUCAACCUCUCUGUUCCUCCCUUCCAGUGUUGCCAAGUUUCUCUGCUGCCAAAUCUGGGGACCCUUCUUAGGGUGGUAGGGAAGGGCAGAAGAGGGGGGUUGUCCGUGUUUCAGCUUUCUGGGACACAGUGCCUCACCCCCACUUAACUCCCGCUCCCACCUCCACCCCAGCCUGGCCUCCCUCAGGAGGCAAGGUCGGAUGCUAAGUGCCUUGUUCAGAGAGCCCCUCCUCCCUAGAGGUUGGAGGUGCAAGGAUGCCCCCAAAGGAGGUUUCUUCCCAAAAACAGUCCAGUUGAGAAGGUAGGAGAAGUUUGGCUUAAUAUCCCUCCCUUCCAGCUCCCACACCUAUCCUCUGAAAUGGAGUCUUUCCUCUUACAAUUAGUGCCUCUUAAGAAGGGGAGGGUGACUGUUACAGGUGGGGACACUGAGGCAUGGCAAAGAAAAGUCUACUGCUCUAGACCUGCAUAGGACCCAUGAAUACUGCCCUUGACCCCUAGGGUCUGUAGGGGAUGGGCUAGGGGACAAAUGAGGGAAGCCCCUCAGUAAUGUAACCUUCUCAGUCUUGGGGGGGCCUCAAUGCCCCCCCAGCAAUUUCUGCCUUCCUUGUACCAUUAUCCCUACACAAACACAUGCGUGCACACACACACAUACACACACAUACACACAAACCCUUUUCAUCACAUCUGCCUUAACCAUUAAUGUCCCGGGCCAAAUGUGCAACCAUUUGGGUGUGACUAGCCCUUUCAGUCCCCAAAUGGGGUCUGGGGGAGGGGAGGAGGAGGGGCUGGGGACCAGGGCUCCCAGCCCCCAUUGUGCCAUAUAAAUAUGUAUAUGUGUAUAUAGAUUUUUAGAGGAAAGGGGCAGGGAUGCUGAAAGGGUGGGAAGACACUCCUUGUCCCUCUUUGGGGCCCAAGACCUGAGGGGGAAGGAGGGUGGGAUGGGAAAGGAUUUUUACAUUUUUUAAACUCUUAUUUUCUGAAAGGAGCAAGUGAACCUAGGGGAUGCCAGUUCCUCAGUCCCUUGCUUCACUGCUGCUUCAGCCCCACCAGUCCUGGAGCUAUCUGGUGUGCCCGUAGUUUCCCCAUAUUCCCUGGUGGUUAAUUUGGCUUAAGGAUUUGGUUGCAAUGCCCGAGUCAGGUGGAGCUGAGGGGCUCUGGGACCUCCUGUCCCCUCCAAGCAUCCCCAUCUUAAAAUAGAGGUGGGAGGUGGAGGGUACAGUCCAUGCCUCAACUCAGUGCCUGUUCCGGUCUUUCCACUCUCCAUCCUACCCCCUGCUUUGGGUCUGGUUUAAGGUGACUCAUGGGAGACCCCCUUACACCCAGGGGUGAUUUCUUCCCCCUGCAGACUCCAGGUCCCAACAUUAUGCCACAGGCUUAUUAGGAAGUAAAGAGUUCUGGUGGCCAAGCCAAGCUCUUUUGGUUUGAUUUGGCCUUUUUUCCUAGUGCCAACCCAAGCCACACAGUCCUUCUCCCCUACUCCUCCAUGUUCGCUCAUUGGGGGACAGCUCCCAGGAAACUAGAGCCUGGGUCCCCUCUUUUCCACCCUCAUCCCCUGGUUCUAAGGUGCCCUGAAGGUUGGCCCUGUGACCCUUUCCAUUGCCUAAUUAUUGGAAUCCCAGUGCCAAGAGGGAGUCAGGGAGGUACUACAUAUCAGAGUAUUAUUCUUAAAUCAAACAAGGAGCUAGGGUGGGAUUGGGGAAUAGUGGGCAGGGUUGGUGUAAGACAAAGCUCCGUAUAAGUGCCUUUUGUGGGACCCUGGUCUGAUAGGAGUCCCUCCGGUGAUAAAGAGAAAACCAGACCCCUCCCAAUCAA
This is a messenger RNA of Monodelphis domestica (gray short-tailed opossum), 3312 nucleotides long. It is a transcript of the gene CTDSP1, whose product is annotated as CTD small phosphatase 1. Gene Ontology annotation, molecular function: RNA polymerase II CTD heptapeptide repeat phosphatase activity. The record is from RefSeq and is a predicted model, not a curated record. Lineage: Eukaryota; Metazoa; Chordata; Mammalia; Didelphimorphia; Didelphidae.